CGCUUGUUGCGCUGUGGGAGAAACGAGGGUGUAGAAUUGUAACGCACAACACUGCAAAUUUUCUACAACGGAGUGGUUGGUGUCGGCAAAAGCAAAGAAGUGAAGCAGAAGAAGCAACGGACGACAUCCAUCCACAGAGCAAAGAGCGAGCGAGUGCUUGUUGACACACGACCGCCGCCCAACGCUAAAGAACAACAGCACCACCACCACCACCACCUUCGACAGGAACAGCCCCUACAACAUACGCCAUGGAUUUCCUGAUUGCAUUGGUUGGCAAGGACUUUGUCCUCACUGCCGCUGACAGCGCGUCUGCGCGCAGCAUCAUGCGCAUGAAGUCAGACAUGGACAAGAUGAUCCCCCUGUCCAGCCACGCCCUCAUGCUUCUUGCAGGCCCUGUCGGCGACUGCUCCAACUUUGGCGACUACAUCCAGGCAAACCUGAAGCUGCAAGCGCUGACAAACGGCUUUGAAGCAUCCACACACGCCACCGCAAACUACGUUCGCAAAAACAUUGCCGAUGCUCUCCGAUCACGCGGUGCGUAUCAGGUCAACUCGCUGAUUGCGGGCGUCGAUGAGCAGGAUGGUCCCAGCCUCUACUACCUCGACUACCUCGGCACAAUGGUCAAGGUUCCCUAUGGUGCACAUGGCUACGGGAGCUUCUUCACAUUUGCAACACUCGACCACCACUACCGCGAGGGCAUGUCUCUGGAAGAGGCAACAGAUGUCCUCAAGAAGUGCUUCCUCGAGAUCAAGACGCGUUUCCUGAUGAACUUGGACUCGUUCAAGGUCCGCGUUGUCGACGCCGAUGGCAUUCGCGAAGUUGAGGUGGCGCAGCCCUGAGCACCAUGUAUCCUCGCAUGAGUGUAACGCUGUCUGUGGUUGGCUGGUGUGCGCGUGUGCUCACGCCACAUGCGUGCAGCAUGUCUUUGCCGUUGUUCUUUCGUGUUUGUUCUGUCGUGGGGUUUGUUGUUCUCUCAUUCGUCUGUCUUGUCUCUGUGCGGGUUUGUGAUGAUGUGAUGGGGCUGAAAACCACAUCUGUGUUGUUGGUUGCAAUUGUCCGCGUGAACAUUCUAUGCUUGUGAACUCCAAAUGAACGAAUCAAGCCA
Salpingoeca rosetta is the source of this 1105-nucleotide messenger RNA. RefSeq lists its product as uncharacterized. The record is from RefSeq and is a predicted model, not a curated record. The transcript has 6 exons. NCBI's taxonomy places the organism in Eukaryota, Choanoflagellata, Craspedida, Salpingoecidae. Gene Ontology annotation, biological process: proteasomal protein catabolic process. Gene Ontology annotation, cellular component: proteasome core complex. Bases 249 to 839 code for a protein of 196 amino acids.